Messenger RNA from Hevea brasiliensis (rubber tree), 3782 nucleotides. Its product is annotated as receptor like protein 22. Bases 241 to 3654 code for a protein of 1137 amino acids. The transcript has a single exon. NCBI's taxonomy places the organism in Eukaryota, Viridiplantae, Streptophyta, Magnoliopsida, Malpighiales, Euphorbiaceae. Gene Ontology annotation, molecular function: protein binding. The record is from RefSeq and is a predicted model, not a curated record.
AAUUUUUUAUUGUUCUCCACCUACAUUUCUGACUAUCUCGAUUUUCCUUCUCUUCCUACCUCUUCCCUCUUCUCAGGUCUCACCGUCCCUUGCCAAACCCACUGCUCUGUGGUUCUGCACCACUUCAACCCAACAAACCAAAAAGGGUCGUGUUCAUGAUUUUUCUUUUGUAUAACCCAAAGAUCAAAUUAAUCACUUCUUUCAUUCUCAUUUACAUGGGCGUCUCCUAAUUCUCUCCAAAUGAAAAUUUCAUUCUUGAUGCGGUUUCUACAGCUGCCCGUUUUAACGCUGGUAUUUGCUGUCCAUGUAGCUUUGGUGUCUGGCAUAUGCCAGAGUGAUCAGCAAUCUUUGUUGGUCCAAUUAAGCAACACUCUCGCGUUCAAUCAAUCCAAGUCUACAAAACUGGUGACAUGGAAAUUCAACGAAGAUUGCUGUGAGUGGGCCGGUGUAAGUUGUGAUCUGGGUGGUAAAGUUACUGGCCUCAAUUUAAGCAACGAAUCAAUUUCCGGCGGACUUCAGAAUUCAAAUGCACUCUUUAGCCUUCAAUAUCUCCAGAAUCUAGAUUUGUCUUUCAACAACUGCAGCACAGCUCUGCCAGACAGGUUUGCCAACCUUACACGUUUGGUUUCUCUGAAUUUGUCUAACGCUGGUUUUGUGGGUCAAAUUCCAGUUGCGAUUUCACGCAUGAGAACGUUGGUCACACUUGAUUUGUCUUCUAACCUCUAUUUCUCGGGAGAUCGCUCGCUGAAGCUUCAGAACCCAAAUCUUGCAACACUAGUUUCAAAUCUCACCGGGCUGAUAGAACUCUAUCUUGAUGGUGUAAAUAUAUCCUCACAUGGGAAUGAUUGGUGCCAGGACUUAGCGUUUUCGCUGCCUAAUCUGCAAGUAUUGAGCUUGUCCAACUGUUUUCUUUCUGGCCCUAUUGAUUCUUCCCUUGCACAGCUUCGGUAUCUGUCGGUAAUUCGUUUGGACGGCAACAAUUUUUCUGCCCCAGUUCCAGAAUUCUUCGCAAAGUUCUCCAAUUUGAAAAUCUUGCACCUCAGCGAUUGCAAUUUGCAAGGAAAAUUUCCUCCAAAAGUAUUCCAGGUAUCAACACUAGAGAUUCUCGACUUAUCAUACAACCAUGAUCUAUUGGGAUACUUGCCAGAUGGUUUGCAGAAUGCCUCUCUUAAGAAUUUGGUGCUCAGCUACACAAAUUUUUCAGGGAGACUGCCAGAUUCCAUUGGUACGCUUAGGAAUUUGUCUAGAAUAGAGCUUGCAACUUGCAAAUUCAAUGGAUCGAUUCCAAUAUCUAUAGCCAAUCUCACUGAACUCGUCUAUUUAGACUUCUCAUCCAACAUGUUCAGUGGUCCAAUCCCAUCAUUUGGCAAGUCCAAGAAACUCGUGUAUAUAGACUUUUCUCACAACCAAUUGUCUGGUGAGAUUCCGUCCAAUCACUUUGAAGGCCUUUUCAAACUUCUCUAUAUCGACUUGAGGUUUAAUUCACUUAAUGGGAGCAUUCCCUCAUCUCUGUUCGCAAUCCCAUCGCUGCAGAAGGUUCAGCUUUCGUUCAACCAAUUUACAGGUCAAGUUCCUGAGUUCUCAACUGCGUCAUCUUCUUCAUUGGAUACCCUGGAUUUGAGUAGCAACAAACUAGAAGGGCCCAUUCCCAGUUCAGUGUUUGAUAUCAAAAGACUCAACGUCCUUAUACUUUCAUCCAACAAAUUCAAUGGCACUAUACAACUAGACGGGAUUCGGAAGCUUAGUAAUCUCACCAAGAUUGAUCUUUCAUACAACAACUUGACGGUGGAAAAUGCUAGCAAUGCGACCUCAUCUUCCUUUCCCCAGCUCAGCACAUUAAAAUUGGUUUCUUGCAAGCUGCGUGUGUUUCCUGAUCUAAGCAACCAAUCAAAAUUAAUCAUGUUAGACCUGUCAGACAAUCAAAUAACUGGGGUAGUUCCUCAUUGGAUUUGGAAAGUUGGUAAUGGGUCUCUCCUCUAUCUCAAUCUUUCACAUAAUCUCUUGGAUGAUCUGGAACAACCUCACUCUGCUCCCAAUCUUGUUGUCCUGGACCUACAUUAUAACCGGCUCAAAGGGGGGAUUCCAACUUUUCCACCAACCAUUACUUAUGUGGAUUACUCGAGCAAUAACUUUACUUCUGUCAUACCAGACAACAUUGGUACUAACCUUUCUGUGGCUAUUUUUUUCUCCCUUUCAAACAAUAGCCUUACAGGUGUUAUACCGAAGUCGAUAUGCAAUGCUACUAAUCUUCAAGUUCUUGACUUGUCUGACAAUGGGUUGAAUGAUACAAUACCGGCCUGUUUAAUUGAAAGGAGUGAGAAUCUUGGUGUUCUGAAUUUAAGGAGAAACAAGUUCAGUGGCAAUAUUCCUGAAAAUUUUCAGGAAAAUUGCAAUUUGAAAACUCUAGACAUGAGUGGAAAUCUAUUGGAGGGGAAGGUACCACAAUCUCUGAUCAAUUGCACCACGUUAGAGGUUUUAGACCUUGGAAGCAAUAAAUUCAAUGAUGCUUUCCCAUGCCUUUUGAGGAACAUGUCCAGUUUGCGAGUUCUUGUUCUGCGAAAUAACAAUUUUUAUGGGAACUUAUUAUGUCCACAGAUCGAUGUCAAAUGGACAAAACUUCAGAUUGUUGACAUAGCUUCCAACAAUUUUAGUGGUAGACUGCCAAAUAGUGUCUUAUCUAAAUGGAAGGCAAUGAUGGGAGAUGGAAAUGAAACCCAUGAUCACCUGAAAUUCACAGUCCUACGGCUUGGUCAACUGUAUUAUCAAGAUUCAAUAACAGUUACCAGCAAAGGCCUUGAAAUGAAUUUGGUGAAGAUCCUAACAGUCUUCACAACCAUUGAUGUCUCUGGCAACAAAUUUGAAGGGCCAAUACCAGAAAGGUUAGGGCAAUUAAAUGCACUUUAUGCUCUCAACUUGUCACAUAAUGCACUUGUUGGUCAAAUCCCAUCAGCUUUAGGCAACCUCUUACAUCUGGAGUCCUUAGACCUUUCAGAUAACAAACUUACUGGAGAAAUUCCUCAGCAGCUUGCAAAGCUAACAUUUCUUUCAGUCCUGAACCUCUCAAACAACAUGCUAGUCGGAAGGAUUCCUACAAGUACUCAACUCCAAUCAUUUUCAGCAGCUUCCUUUGCAAAUAAUGAAGGAUUAUGUGGAGCUCCUUUGGAAGAAAAAUGUCUAGAUACCAGUGCAUUACCGACUGCAAGGCAACAAAACCCAAGAAAUGAAUUUGAUUGGCAGUUCAUAGUCCCUGGACUGGGUUUUGGGGUAGGGGCAGGAGCUGUUGUUGCGCCGUUAAUGUUCUGGAAGAGGACAAAUGAAUGCUUUGACAAGCGUAUAGAUAAAAUUCUUAUGGUGCUUCUUCCAAUGUUGGGAUUGAUAUACUACACAAGUGAUGAUUGGAGAAUUGAACCUGGGGAAACUUUUGAAGAAGAUACCACAGAUGUUGACGAUAGUGAUGAAGAUGAAGAUAUAUUUGGAGGACGGUACUGUGUCUUCUGUACAAAACUCGACAUCACGAGGAAACAAGCCAUUCAUGACCUGAAAUGUACUUGUUAUCACUCACCACCCGUAUCUUCUUCUUGUUCUUCAACUUUUUCUUCCUGUUCUUCCGGUUCUUCACAGGCACAAUAUAAGCAAGGGAGAGAGAAGCUGUAAUCUUUCUUUCUUUCUUUCUUUCUUUUUUACAAUUUUUCUCUUUUUCUUGUUGUAUAAUUUGUAAAUAGCACAGAAAGCAUCAACCCUAAAAUAGGGGUGAUGAGAACAUAAUCUGAAUUGUUUUGCUA